UGACCAAUCAACUUCUUUGAAAAAGGCCGCCAUCUUGACUCAUCUACUGUGAAAUUCAAUGGAAACACUACGGGCUAUUUCUUAAUUUCAAAGAUUAUCAACUUAUUCUAACCCUUGUGAAGGUUGCUGUGGCGGUCAGUUCAUAUUCAACUAGCCAUGGCAACCCCGUCUGGUGGUAAAUUUCGCCCGAAACGAUCUCAUUACUCGCGUAAACCGUACGAACGUCCAAAACCGAAGUCUCUUUUAGCUCGCGUCUCGGAUUCAGUCAAGGACUUCAUCACACCAUCCUGGCUGAAUAAUCUCUGGAACAAUCCCAAUGACGAUGAUGGGGAAGGCAGCUCGCGUUCCUCAACCCCAGAGCUGCCCGCCCAGCCAGACGGACCAGCAUCGGGCACCCCGAACUUCAUGCCUUCUGCGGUGGCAACAAGCACCCCAGACAUCAAUCUCAACCUUCGAACUGGUAAAGAGGCUCUAAGCGAACCCGGGCCACCUAGCAUGGAGACCACACCCAUAGUGCAAUUUGAAGAGGAUGUUGUAAAGGAUGGCGGUAGAACUGUCAGGAAUGAGGACGAUGAUGUGGUUAUUAUUGACGAGGAGCAACCCAGUACCAGCACGGGAAUCAGACAUACUCCCCUGCCGUUCAGGAACUAUGCGAAUCCUAUAAGUACGUCAACACCAAACGACGACAUGCAGUUGUUGGGCGGAAGGAAGCAAGCCGUUGACAAAGACGAUGCUUCUGAUACGUCAGUGUCAACGAGUGGCUGCUCUUCCCUGGUACCCCACGUAGACAGGGUCGAUCAUAAGGAGAAGUUAUCCAAGAAGAACCUGGAUAGGUUAUCAGAAAUGGGGCAUUCCAACUCUCUUGCCAAAAGCAGUCUUUGGACGGAUCUGUCCAGUGCCGGCCCCUCUUCUGCUGGUGCUGCCGGCCUGUCAUCGUCGAGGCCUCAGCCAUCCAUAGGCAGUGCCAAGAGACCGUCCUUCAAUAGCUCAUACUUCGGCUCUCCCAAACUGCUUGGGGAACCCAGGCCGAAGCACGCCUCUCCGUUCUAUCCAGGGAGGACACAGUUUGGAGGAUCUUCGGCGCAGCGUACUGCCCUCAAGAGGCACCGAGAUUCUCCAUAUGAGGUGCACUUGCCAGUCAAGAGGAAUAUCCGGCCCAAGCCAGCCCAGUCGAGCCUGCAGGAUGGCUUGGGAGCGACCAGCUCAACAGCUAAGAAGAUCCUGGAUACCUUAGAAAGGAUGUCCACACCGCUCCUGGAUGCCAAGAAGAUCCCUCUCUCUCCAACCGCUUCACCUUACUCCUUUAGGCCAUCAAGCCGACUCUCCGGUCGGCCCGGAACCUCGCGGGUGAACACCCCACCCACAGCCGGUCUUCGUGUUGCUCAUCAGGCAAGCAUCAAAGCCAACAGGCAACCUCCCGUUUCCAUGGCUACCACGGUGAUUGAUCUCGAGAAAGAGGAAAGGGUAUCGGCUCCAUCAAGUGAUGAGGUCCUACCAUUGAGUACAGGUGCUCCAACGAUAAGCACAGCGCCAUCAUUCCGAUUUGGAGCACCCAUCACUUCUUCAACUCCAGCUGAACUCCCUUCAGCCAGGGAGAAGUCUGGGGGCAAAAUGAAAUCGAAGAGCAGGGGUGCAGGGCAUUAUUCAGCACAGAAAGCUGAGCAAGAAGUGUGUGAGAUUCCAGAUUUACCCGCGAUACCACUACCCCUAACCAAGGGACUCCCAUCAUUCAGCUUUGGUUCAAACUUAUACUCCUCAACCUCAUCGUCGACCUCCAAACCCUCGACGACGUCAUCUACAUCCAUCUCUGCUGCCUCUACAAAGGACAGUAAUCUUGUUAGUAAUAGUAAAAAUGUUUCAAGUAAAAGCAGCAUUUCCACAACCCCCGCCCAAUCAUCAACAGUGCCAUCGUUCAAAUUUGCUGCUCCAACGUCGACAUCGGCAGCGACGUCGAUCUCGGAGGGUCCCCAGUUCACCUUCGCAUCUCCCAUCAUUAAGCAAACCGGCAGCAGUUCCACUUCGUCCUCAACGAAUAGUUCUUCCACCGCGACCACCUUCAAAUUUAGUAUGCCCCGUCAGACCCCUUACUCGACAUCCAGGCCCUCGACCAGCGCCCCCGUUGGCGGAAAGAAACCAAGUUUCGAAACCCCCGAAAGGACCAGGAGGAAAGGAGAAGACGACGAUGACGUCGUGGAGAUCAAAGACGACGAGGUGGAAGAGCAACAGGGUGGGAUCAAGGUGGCAAAGGAACUCAAGACGGGAAGCUGUCUGGAAGUCUUUGGUAUUAAACCCACUCAGAAUGGUCCCAUUCCAUCAUCAAGUUCAAAAGUGCAAGAACGUUCUGCCAAGGAAUCCAAAACAAAGAUGGACAAUGGUCCCGUAACGGGAAUCCUCGGUCAAAACUCUGGUGCAAGCAAUAUUCAGAAUGACAAGACACUUUCUAUCAUUAACAAGUUCAAGCCCCCUGCGUCUUCAUGGGAAUGUGAUACGUGUUUAAUACAAAACAAGGAGGAUGCGAGCCAGUGUGUAGCGUGUGCGACGCCAAAACCUGGACAGAAGGCGACGAAAUCAUCAACGUUGUCUACCCCUUUCGGAGCGAAGCCCAAUGCAAUCAUAAACAAGUUCAAGCCACCUGCAAACUCUGUGGAAUGUGAUACGUACUCGAUACAAAACGAUGGUGAUGCUUGUGGAAGUUUGGGGGGUACGACAACGAAGCCGGGACAAAACACCUCAAGACCUGCAGCUUCAAUAGUAUCGGACUCCAAGCCUCCAGUCGUCAAUAGCCUGGCCGAGAAAUUCAAGAAGAAAGCAGAUGAAUGGGACUGCGAUACGUGCAUGAUCCGGAAUAAAGAGAAUGCUGGUACGUGUGUGGCAUGUACGACUCCCAGGCCUGGCAAGUCAAAAGGCGGGGAGGCCACAAAGACGCUACCAAAGGAACAUGCAGUGAAUAAUACAAUAGCUGAGAAGUUCAAAGCAAAGCCAGGGGAAUGGGAGUGUGAUACAUGCAUGAUCAGGAAUAAAGCAACGAUACUCAAGUGUGUGGCGUGUGAGACUCCAAAGCCAGGGAGUCAGCCGACCUUGAGUGCACCCCCAGCUUCAUCAUUCAAGUUUGGUAGUACACCUUUAAGCAAUGGAGACGCAACUGGUGCCUUUAAGUUUGGUAAUUCCACAACCUCGGACUUGUUAAACUCAAACACGAAUGCCAGCAGCGGGGGUUUCAAACUCCCUGCUGGUCUUAGCCUAGGGCAGAGUAUAAAGCCCGCUGCCAGCACGGACUUAAGCGCAGUAACCACUUCCUCAUCAGGGGGUGGCUUUAAAUUACCAACAAACUUUUCUCUGUCCAAAACACUUAGCAACUCAUCAGCAACAGACGCGAAGCCCCCGUCGGCUGUCAAAAGCGUUGAAUCGUCAUUGCUAAGUCAAACAAAAACGGAGCAAAAACUAGAAGUUAAAGUGCCCACAGGGAUGAAAUUCGGAGCCAGUUCAUCGGAGUCGAGCUCUGCGAGCAGUGGGUUAAAAUUAACUACUGGUGCCUCCACAGGAGGGUUCAAGUUCGGACAGAACGAUGCUAGCACUGAUAGUUCGAGUAGUAUAGGAGGUGGAUUCAAAUUUGGACAAAGCCCUGCCACUGCGGGGCAGACGCUACUAGAAAAAGAUGGCCCUCCCCCAAAUGUGAACAUUUUCCAAACGAACGAAACAAAGGUGGAUGGCCCGACGGCACAGAAGGGAUUUAGUUUCGGUGCUGCGACCUCCACCAGUGCGGGAACCACUGAGAAAAAGACAGAAGGUGCGUCCACAGUUGCACCCGCUUUCACCUUUGGUAGCAGUUCCUCAACCAAACUUACAACCUUGAAACCUGAGGCCCCUGCAUUUGGUGCUGGUUCAGUGACCUUCGGUGGCGCCAAACCAACAGACUCUUCUGAUAAACCAGCUGAGAGUAAACCCACAUUUACCUUUGGCAGCACUGCAGCUCCGGAUGCAAGUUCCUCGGCACCAACAAGCGCUUCCACAACACCAAGUUUCAACUUUGGUGGCAGCAGUGCGAGCAAGCCGGAUGCCUCUAACGCAUUGAAAACGGACAGUAAAUCAGCAUUCAUGUUUGGUAGUGCCACCCCUUCCCAAACAGCUGGUCUUGCGUUUGGAGCCAAGACCCAAGAGCCUGCCGCAACUUCUGCUAGUACCUUCACCUUCGGACAAACCUCUGCUGCAGCACCAGAGAAAACAGCUUCGGCGCCAUCCUUCAACUUUGGAGCUCCAGUGGCAAAGGCCAAGGAGGAACCAGCAAAACCAGCAUUUACAUUCGGAAGUCAGAACCAGAACAAUAACCAAGGUGGAUCUGGAUUCAACUUUGGAACGUCUGCUGCCCCCUCUGCUCCGCAAACCCAGACGACACCAUCCUUUAAUUUUGGAGCGGGCAACAAGGCUCCUGCAGCACCUUCAGGUGGUUUCAGCUUCGGGAAUGCCCCAAAUUCGAAUUCUACUGCUACAGGGACAUCAUCAGCAAGUGGAUUUGGUGGAUUCGGUAGCAACAGGAGUAGCACCAACCCGUCUCCUGCAUUUGGUGCCCCGCCCACUGCUUCCCAGCCCCCAUCAACCUUCACCUUUGGUUCCACUGCCACCAGCGCCAGCAGCAACCCCUUCGGUGGCAGCAGCGCCACAGCCAAUGCCACGCCCUUCGGUGGUCAAGCUGCCAACCCCACCUUCGGAUCCGCCAACACGCAAUCGCAGGGGUUCGGAGCCACGCCCACCCAGGGGUCGAUAUUUGGUAGCGGUGCCAGUGCAACAAGCAGCAACAAUGCCUUCGGAAGUGGACUCGGGGCAUCGGCUACGGGCGCUCAGGCAUUUGGUGCCUCCACCAAUGUAGCGCCAGCAUUCGGCACCAAGCCAGCACCGGCAUUUGGGAGUGGGACUGCAAAUGCCACAUCAGGUGGGUUUUCUUUCGGCAAAUCGACGACGCCCUCCUUCAAUUUUGGUGCCACGAACAACGCUACCCCGUCAGGGCCGACCGCCGGAGGUUUCCAGUUCACCGGGAAUCAGUCCAACCAGGCCCCGCAAGUUGCCCCGGCAGCCACCCCUCAGCCAGCAGGGGGCUUUAACUUUGCCGGGGCAAGGCCGCAAUCGUCCUUCAACUUCAGUGGCAACACCCCACAACCUGGUACAACUGCGUUUCAGUUCAACGCAACUACUGGAUCGAGCGACAACCCGUUCAAUGCUUCCGCAACACCAGGGAAUUCUACAUCGACCAGGAAGAUCAAGAGGGCUGUACGUCGGACGGCCAAGAGAUGAGAAACACUUGCUAAAUCGCUCCCCUUUCCCUCCCGACCCUUUGUUUGUUUUCUACCCUCGUGUCUGACUAAUCAUGUUGCUGCUUAAGGUCAUCGCACUCUGUAUCAUCGCGUCAAAGCAAUUGUUUGAAAUCUUUAAAGGACAGUAUCAGAGGUGUUUGUGUUGCUGCAUUCCUGGUGUUUGGGUUGCAUUCAUGUAGAGCAUGUAUUCAAUGCACAUCCUUUUCACUCUAUUCAAUAGGUCAUUUCCGGUAGGGUGCUGGUGUCGGUGUUCUGAGCAUACAUCAGGUUGUCCAUUGGGUGAGGUUUUACCAAGGCACAUUGUUAAACUCAAAACCCAAAGAAGGUGUUGGUGCUGGUUUUAGUAUCCAGAGUGUAAACCAGGCUGCCUUUUUAAUAAAACUGUUCACCAAUCGCGUCAAUAAAUCAACAUUCAAGUAGGAUGUUGUGUUUGCACAGUGUAAACUCAGCUGCCAUGGGAAUGUGUAUUUCCCAAUCCCAUUGUUGAUUCCUCAACACUAAAAUUAAAUCAAUACCAUCAUCGGCUUUAACAAUAUUUUUUGGCCUUAUACCUCUCAAGUUGUUAUCCAUCAUGUCGGAAGUAUGACGGAAGAUAUGUCUUGUAGUUCUCUCUGAAUUUGCAAUAUUUGAGUUAUUUGGAUAAAAACGGUGUGUCAAAUUAAUCAAACUGAAUGGUGGACAAUUUGUUCUGAUCAGAGUGCAACAUGUAUUGGACCGCUGGACUGAAAGAAGAAAAGUGGCCGUUAUGGGCAGGUUUCUGAUUGUAGUUUACCAAAUAGAAUUGUAUUCAAAGAAACAUGAAAUUAUGGUUUUUAUCGAUAAAUUCUGCUUGCUCGUAAUUCAAUUAGAAUGAAAAAAAAUAUUCAGAAUUAUUAGCAUUUCUUUGACAUGUAGUUGCUCCAGGGGGGCCAUUUCAUAAAGCUGUUCACAAGUUAAGAGUGACUUUAAGAAUGACUGGUGAUCCUUUCUUGUGGUAAAUGAUAUUUACCAUUUUAAUGUUCAUUGGUAAUUAUUCAUCGCAUAGAAGGAUCACCAGUUGUUCUUACAGUCACUCUCAAAUUACAAACAUCUUUAUGAAACACCCCGCAGCUUCCUUUAAUAGAGGAAUGUCAUAAAAGCAAUGACUUAAUGAUAUUUGAAAUGUAUUUGGUCAUAGACUGCCCAGAAAAGAUCACAUGAUUAUUCUGCCGAUUUGCAAAACGAAGCCAAAAUCAUAAUUUUUCUACAAUCAUAUUUAAUAAUCCUAUGCCUCUUGUCACGAGGUAAUACACAAAAUGGAGUCUCGCAUCAGUAGUUCAUCUGCGAAUUUAUCCGAGUAAAUUAACGUGCACUUGGGCUAAAACACCAGCUCACAGUAGCAAAAGAAGAAGGCAAAAAUGCGAAAAAAUCAUGGAGAUGUCCUCAAGCAAUGUGAGAAAGGAGUGGGUCGAGAAUCAAAGAAUGUCCAAUAACGAGUUGUAAAUAUUAUGUAAUUUCAAGGCGUGAAUGUAAAUUUCUUGAUAGCGCUCGGAUGGACUCGGUAUGACUAGUAUAAUGAGAAUUUGCCAAAUAGAUGUACAGAAUGUUUGUUAGUACUGUGUAGAGAUAUUUUUUAUUAGUAUUAUUAUUUUAUUAGUAUUUUUAUUGGAAUUAUUCGGAUUUUAUAUUUUAUUUUAGAUUUGCUGGAGGGGGUGAGGUUGAAUACCUUGUUUGGGACUCAACUCUGCAUUAUGCAGGCUGCUGUUGUGUCGCUGGGAAAAAAGAACGGGAAUCCUUUUUGAAACUCCUGCUUUAGGCGCAUAUCCAUGAUCACUAUAUUCUCUUACCUUGUGACAUAUAUGUAAUCAUUUUGGUUUCAUGAAUAUGUGUGAUCCCUCUGGCAAGCCAUGUCAUGCUGUAUUGCUUUUCUCCAUCUAGCAGCGUGAAAUGGGUUCUAGAUGAUUUUAAUAGAUUUGCAUGCACCUGUACAAGGUGGUGUUAGGUAGUUAGCGCGAAUACUCCCCAAGGAGUGGGGUGUGUACACUAGGCCUAUUAUCCCACAGCAUGAAGUGGUUUCAAAGAUUUACCUGCAUUAUGCUCAAGGUGGAGUUGGGUUACCAGCUCGAAUACUCCCCAGGGUGCGGGACAUGUACACUUGGCAUAUCCCACGGCAUGAAGUGGUUUCAAAGAUAAUUUCGAAAGAUUUGCAUGCAUUAUGCACAAGUUGGAGUUGGGUGACUCGCUCAAAUACUCCCCAGGGAGCGGGAUGUGUACACUAUACAUAAGAUGCCAUUCUUUGGCUUGGUAUCAUUCCAUAUUUUGCCACUCUCCACCCAGGUGUUAUAUUGGUGUCCGGUCUGAUGCUAAGGUCGGUGUAGUUAUACCUGGCAAACAAGUUUGAAAAAUCUAGAGUACAUACAUUGUCAUUGUGUUCACCUGCGCAAGAUUCUGAUGACCUUGGUAAGGAUAGAUCUGCAAAUCACAGAGACCUCAUUCUGACUAUUGAGCCAUAUAUAUAUUUACCGAAUAUUUUGUACAUAGCGGUAUUCAGUCGCAAAUAUAUUGAAAAGUUGUCAUCAUUCCAUAACCUUUAUAUUUUUGAUGGCGGUCAUCACAAGGCAUCGCAAAUUCAGUUAUUUUGAAAAAUUCUGAUUUCCCAAGUGCUAUUUUCUUCCUAUUCUUCAUGGGCAUUACAGCAAUUGAUACGUUCCAGGGGUCGUGUUAGCCCAAGGUGAUGAUGGCGAUUGCCUUGGCGCUCUCGACAUUUCCCUAUACCCAACCGUGAUUCUAAGACAUUUUUUUUUAAUUGCCUUUUGUCCUGAAGGCUAUGUGUUCCUAACUCCAAACUGAAGAAAUUUCUGCAUGGCAGAUGCACCCUAAAAAAUCAGUGCCAGCCCUUGCGUGCUAUACGUCUUCAAAGGAAAUUCAUAUCAAUUUUCAAACCUGUGGAAACAUGGCAUUACCGGGUGAGCAUUUCUUUCGUGAAUGGAGAUGUUGGAUCAAGGAGGUCUGCUUUAUCUGAUAGUUGCCAUAGUAACAGUCAGGUACCUGUGCUUCUCGGCCAAUCAAAAUCAAAGAAAGUUGUGAGGUAACAAUUGUUAAUGUACCGCUCCCCCGAUUGUGCUUUGCAAUUUUUAAAGUUUGUGUGAACUUUCCUGAAUUAUUAACUUCAUGUAUGUUUUAAAACCCAAAUUAUGCAACAUCAAGGUUCUUAACGAUCUGUAUGAUUCCCCAUCCAUGUAUUCAACUUGAUUCUCCCCAACCCCUUCCCCUUUCCAGCAACAUUUUGGUCUCUGGUUAGGUUAUAAGUAAAUUUGCUUCUGUCUUGUUUUUCUGUUCUAAAAUGUUUCAAGCAAAGGUGCAGAUUUUUUUUAUUGCUCAUGCAAUAUAUACACUACAUGUAUUUUCUUGAUGAUUUUCCAUACCAUAUGGUCACAAGUCUUUUUUAUGUUUAGAUUAUCAAAGUUUUGGAUCAAUCAUAGAGGUCUAGGAUAUAUUUGUCAUACAUGUAUAUUCAUGCUACAGUGAAACCGACUCCAGACCGGCCAAGGCUAUUAUGUUAUUUCUAAUGACAUACCAUCGGCCGGUUCGGAUUGGUUUGGUAGCAUGAGUGUCUUUUUGUAUUGUACAAACUAUUCAAGGAAAUGUCAAGAAUUAGUGUACGAAGUUAGUAAAGUAUUUCUGUGACACAGAAACGUUAAUCUCUGAAAGUGGAAACAUGCCUGUAGCAAUGUUCCCCCUGUAAUGUUAUAGGUUGUGUUAUGUUGCGUUAACACGUAUAUGAUGAUCAUAGAGUAAAGCGUUAAAUCUACUACCAGUGUGUGCAAAGACUGGCUUAGACCAGGCCUAAACUUUGACAUUCAAGUGUGGAGAGGUCACACGUUUAAUAUAUUUGAAUUUUCACUUUAUUUUCAUCUUUCUUCGGUUUCAGUGUUAUGCAGUUAAAGUGACUUUUUCCCUAAAUGUCUAUAUUGUUCUAUAUUUUAUGUAUUGGUUAUGUUCUAAUAAUGUUCAACUGUGGUCGUGAUUUGUCUGGGGAGCAGAUUAUGCCAAAAAGAUUUUUUUUUAUUGUUUAUGAAAAAAUUAUGUUCACUAUCUUUUGUUCUUUUUUGGAUAUGAAAAAUUAAAUAGCUAGGCGUAAUAGUUGCGACAGUUCAAAGAAAAGCAGUUCGGAAAAUAAUCAAGUCAGCUAAAUUAUUUUUGUAUUUAAUGUCAGAUGAAUGCUUGGAAAAGCCUAAAACAGUUUGAUUAUUCAUAUUAAUGAAGAAAAAAAAUUGUACAUAGAUUUAUAUAUCUAGUGUCCAUGUAUCGGCACGCCUGUACAUAGCGCACUCUGCAUCCUACUUUGAGCCAUUUCAAAUUUUAUUGAAGGUAAAAUUACUUCUAUAAUGUACUUAUAAAACAGAAUUUUGGUUAACAUUUUUUUAUGAGAAUUAUGAAAUGAGUGAGAGCUGUAUAUCAUAUAGUAUGUGAGUGAAAAAUGAGAUAUGUAAACUUUGAGAAUUGUCGAGACAAAUUCUAUAGUGUAUCAGUAUGCAACCGAAAAAAAUGUAAUUCUGCAAGACCUUUGAUGUGUGUCUAUGAAUUUCUACUCUCAACAGGAUUGGAAAUGGUUCAAAAACUCUUGAUUCAGUUGUAUUAAAUUGUGUAAUUAACUUGUAUGAUUGACCUGUUAUGAUUGAGAGAAAAAAAAGGAAUGAUUUGUAAUUUUUUUCUUUUCCAUGGAUUCUAUGUAAAUGUAUAUUUGUACUGGCUGCACCAAGUGAUACGUCUUCUGGGGGAUGAAAUGCGUUUUCUUUAUAAAAAGUUUAUGAGUACUUGGAAAUGUGGAGCAAUUUGCAGAAUGUUAUUGCGAGAGGCAUAAAAUGAAGCCUUCGAUUCGUGGAUGUGUGAAUGAUUAUGACAUUGAGACCGAUCAUCUAUCCAAUUUUCACUGUGUGGAGUUCUGGGAAUGGUAUGAUCCGGUGUACGCGCGUGGAAAAAAAAUAAUCAGAAUUUAUUACUUUAUACCAUACUUGAUUGGUGUCGCUCAGAAGACGGGCUUUGGUGCAGAACAAGAAUAAUUUACAGAAUAGAAAAAGGAUUUUUGAAAUUUGUGUUUAAAUCUGUAUGGGACAUUCAUAAAAUUGGAUCGUUGAUGAAUAAAAAAAAAAACUGGGAAGAUCCAGCGACGGUGAUGAAUAAAAA
Molecule: messenger RNA, 10451 nt
Organism: Lytechinus variegatus (green sea urchin)
Lineage: Eukaryota; Metazoa; Echinodermata; Echinoidea; Temnopleuroida; Toxopneustidae
Gene: nup153
Product: nuclear pore complex protein Nup153-like
Exons: 19
Coding region: 157-5286 (1709 amino acids)
Biological process (GO): RNA export from nucleus; protein import into nucleus
Cellular component (GO): nuclear pore
Molecular function (GO): structural constituent of nuclear pore
Source: RefSeq, a predicted model, not a curated record